Messenger RNA from Fusarium venenatum, 2181 nucleotides. RefSeq lists its product as uncharacterized. The record is from RefSeq and is a predicted model, not a curated record. Lineage: Eukaryota; Fungi; Ascomycota; Sordariomycetes; Hypocreales; Nectriaceae.
AUGAGAUACUCCCACACUCUGUCCGGUCUUUUGACCGUGGCUAUGAGUGCCACUGGCCUCGCCCAGACGACUCCUAUUCCUACUACGGAUAUCACCACUACCACUGGCGGCAUGAACGUGCCCACCUCAGUUACCAGUGCCCUGCCCGACACCGUCACUGACACCACCACCUCGACUGGUACCAUGACCACCAUGGUCAAGCCAACCAAGACCGCCAGCCCUGAGGUCUGCUGCUACGAUUGUACCACCGUUUAUGACGAGUGCUGUGCCAUCCCCGGCGCUGACAUUGCCAUCUGCAAGAAGUCUUACACUGUUUGCCUGGGCUACAACCCAUGGGACAUUGUUCCCUACGUCAAGCCCACUGUCUGCAAGCACGAGCCUUACCCUCCCAAGCACGACGAUGGCAAGUGCGUUUGCGGCACUGGAAGCUGCUUCACCCCUGAUAUCUGCGCCUACGAAUGUACCACCGUCUACGACCAGUGCUGUGCCGUUCCUGGCGCUGACAUCGCUAUCUGCAAGGAGAAGUACACUGUCUGCCUCGGCUACAGCCCCUUCGACAUUGUCCCUUACGCCAAGCCCUCCGUCUGCAAGCAUGAGAAGCAGUACUACAUUGACUACGAAUCCAAGUAUGACGAGCACUACUUCUACGAGAAGUACAGCUCUUACUACGAGUCUGGUCACUACUCUUCCUCUUCUCACUCCACUUCGUCUUACCACGAGGGUUACUACACUGCCGAAUACUGCUGCCUUGAGUGCACUACCAUCUACGAUGAGUGCUGUGCUAUCCCCGGUGCCGAUAUCGCUAUCUGCAAGGAGAAGUACACUGUCUGCCUCGGCUACAGCCCCUUCGACAUUGUCCCUUACGUCAAGCCCUCUGUCUGCAAGCACGAAGAGUCUUACUACAAGGAGUACGAGACCAGCCACGGAAAGGACUACUACAACUCCAAGUACGACAACUACGGCCACAAGGAGAUCGAGAUCACUGUUGAGGAGUGCUGUGUUGAGUGCACUACUAUCUACGAUGAGUGCUGCCUGAAGGGUGACAUUGAGGUCUGCAAGAAGGAGUACACUGUCUGCCUCGGCUACAACCCCUUCGAUGUUGUUCCUUACGUCAAGCCCACUGUCUGCAAGUACGACUCUGGUUACAAGUCCAAGGGUGACUACUCCAAGAACAACAGCGGCCACAAGGAGAUCGAGAUCACUGUUGAGGAGUGCUGUGUUGAGUGCACUACUAUCUACGAUGAGUGCUGCCUGAAGGGUGACAUUGAGGUCUGCAAGAAGGAGUACACUGUCUGCCUCGGCUACAACCCCUUCGAUGUUGUUCCUUACGUCAAGCCCACUGUCUGCAAGUACGACUCUGGUUACAAGUCCAAGGGUGACUACUCCAAGAACAACAGCGGCCACAAGGAGAUCGAGAUCACUGUUGAGGAGUGCUGUGUUGAGUGCACUACUAUCUACGAUGAGUGCUGCCUGAAGGGUGACAUUGAGGUCUGCAAGAAGGAGUACACUGUCUGCCUCGGCUACAACCCCUUCGAUGUUGUUCCUUACGUCAAGCCCACUGUCUGCAAGUACGAGAACUCUGGCUCCAAGUCUAAGGGUGAUACUGGCUACCACGGUUCCAAGUCUGGCUCUGAGGAGGAGUGCUGUGUUCAGUGCACCACUGUUUACGAUGAGUGCUGCUCCAUUGAUGGCCACGACAUUGAGACCUGCAAGAGCGAGUACACCGUCUGCCUUGGUUACAGCCCCUUCGAUGUUACCCCUUACGUUAAGCCUACUGUUUGCAAGCACGGAGACAACUCUGGCUCCAAGUCUAAGGGCGACACUGGCUACAACGGCAAGGGUAACGACUCUGGCUACAACUCCAAGACCGGCGGUGACAAGUCCAAGGGCGACACUGGCUACCACGGUUCCAAGUCUGGCUCUGAGGAGGAGUGCUGUGUUCAGUGCACCACUGUCUACAAUGCCUGCUGCGAUGCUUCUGGUGCCAUUAUCGAGACCUGCAAGGAGGCUUACACCGUCUGCCUCGGUUACAACCCAUGGGACGUCGUUCCCUUCGUCGAGCCUACUGUGUGCAAGCACGGAAAGCCUUCCGGCGAUGAUGUUGUCAUUGUCUCUGGCGGUGACCGUGUCCGCCCCGUUCUGGCUCUCAUUGCCGUCGGAGCCUUUGCUCUCCUCUGUUAG